AUGGGACCUUACCGAGAACCUCUUUUACUCUUGCCGGUGCGACUCAGAAACACUGGCUGUUCCGUACCUGUGCCUGUCACAGCUGGGCCUUAUGCUCCACCGUUCCGCUGUCACAGUUGGGCCUUAUCGGUACUCCACUGCUCCACCGUUCCGCUGUCACUAUUGGGCCUUAUCGGUACUCCACUGCUCCACCGUUCCGCCGUCACUGUUGGGCCUUAUCUGGUACUCCACUGCUCCACCGUUCCGCUGUCACUGUUAGGCCUUAUCGGUACUCCACUGAUCCACCGUUCCUCUGUCACUGUUGGACCUUAUCGGUACUCCAUUGCUCCACUGUUCCGCUGUCACUGUUGGGCCUUAUCGGUACUCCACUGCUCCACCGUUCCGCUGUCACUGUUGGGCCUUAUCGGUACUGCACUGCUCCACUGUUCCGUUGUCACUGUUGGGCCUUAUCGGUACUCCACUGCUCCACCGUUCCGCUGUCACAGUUGGGCCUUUCCAGUACUCUAG
Messenger RNA from Nezara viridula (southern green stink bug), 507 nucleotides. The record is from the annotation of a GenBank genome assembly. Lineage: Eukaryota; Metazoa; Arthropoda; Insecta; Hemiptera; Pentatomidae.